Molecule: messenger RNA, 1343 nt
Organism: Sinocyclocheilus grahami
Lineage: Eukaryota; Metazoa; Chordata; Actinopteri; Cypriniformes; Cyprinidae
Product: peptidyl-prolyl cis-trans isomerase FKBP7-like
Exons: 4
Coding region: 37-705 (222 amino acids)
Molecular function (GO): peptidyl-prolyl cis-trans isomerase activity; calcium ion binding
Source: RefSeq, a predicted model, not a curated record
GCGUCAGCUGGCCGGCCCCCGUCGCCACGCAGACAGAUGUGCAAGAUGGCCCAGCGGCUUACAUUUUACAUUUGUUUGAUUUUGUCUCUGCAAACCCUCAAUCCCUUCAUCGUAUUGAUUCGGGCAAAUGAAUCAAAUCAAGAUGUUAACAUUGAAGUUAGGUUUCUGCCAGAAAACUGCAGCCAGAAAGCCAAGAGAGGAGACAUGCUGAAUGCUCAUUAUGAUGGAUAUCUAGCUAAAGAUGGAUCUCAGUUCUAUUGCAGUCGUUCGACAAACACGGGUCACCCACACUGGUUUGUGUUAGGCGUUGGAGAUGUUAUUAAGGGCCUCGAUUUAGGGUUGGACGGCAUGUGUCCCGGUGAGAAGAGAAAAGUCACAGUUCCUCCAUCUCUGGCAUACGGCGAGAAAGGAAAAGGUCCUGUACCACCAAAUUCAACUGUGAUCUUUGAGGUGGAGCUGUUGUACAUAACUAGAGGACCACGCAGCAUAGAUGCCUUCAAAGAAAUUGACGCUGACAACGACAAGGCCCUGACAAAAGAAGAGAUUAAGGAAUACUUGAAAAUGGAAGCAAAGAAGUUAAAUACACAGAAAGAUGAAUCCUAUUUUGAUGAUGUUGUGGCAGAUGUGUUCCAUAAGAAUGAUCACAAUGCUGAUGGGACCUUAUCACUAAAGGAGUACGAUGUUUAUGGUCAUGAUGAACUAUAAACACUAUUAGAAAGACAUUUUUAUGCAGCUGGUGCACUGGAUAUUGUCUACAAGACUUCAAACUGUAGAGUUGCUAAAGGAUUUUGCUUUGAUGAACGCCACUAAAUUUUGAGUAAAUUUCACUCAAAUACUAACUUGUACUAAUGCAAAAAACUAAUAGCGCAUAAAAAAAUAUGCUUUUUCAAAACCGUUCAGACCUUUAUUCAAAAUGCUGGCACCUUUCUCAAAUUUAUCAUUAUCUUAAUGUUCUUCACGCUAAGAAAAAAAUGUUCUUUUAAGAACUGUUCAAAGAUAGGUUCUUUGUUUGGAGGACCAAAAAUGGGUUUUCUAUGGCAUCUCUGCAAAAAGCAGUGUAAACAACCUUGUUUUUUGAACACAGCACACAAUGGUAAACUUUGCACACAUUUGCAAAUAUUUAUAGACCAAUAUAAUCCAUAUCGGUCAACCACUAUUUACAGCCAAACAAUUCAGGCAUUUGAACUCACGGAUUGCAUUUAUAGCUCUGUUUAAAUCAUUAUCAUAUUAAAUGUCAUAUUUACAUUGUAUAAUGUUGAAAAAUUUACUUGAACAGCAUUUUCUAAACAAAAUGUAUUUGCCAUGUGUUUGCCUAAGUAAAUAUACAGUCACCCUGUGAAAUA